CGCUCUAUUAUAUAUUUUGUGGAAGACGCCGUCUACGGGUGUUUGGGGUCGGGAGAUAAGAGGAUAAAUAAAUCGUCAAGAAUUAAAAUGGCUGAUAGAAGAUCAUCAAUGGGUUCAAGUUCUGAUGAACCACCAAAUUCCAGACUUUUCAUAAUAGGUCCGAAGACACUAACUGAAGAGGAUUUUAGGAAAGCAUUUGAGGAAUUUGGAACCAUUGAAGAAAUAUGGGUAGUCAAAGAUCGUAACACUGGUGAAAACAAAGGUGUUACUUAUAUUAAAUAUGCGAAAACCUCGGCAGCGGCAAAAGCUCUAGAAACAAUGAAUGGAAAAGUUAUUGGUGGUGGAGGACGAAGCAUUAAGGUUAUGAUUGCAGCUAGUCGCGAUCAAGGCUCGAAAAGGGACUCCAAUGAAGAUGAGAAAAUGCAAAGGUUGUUUGUGAUGGUACCUAAAAGUAUGACCGACAGUGAAUUAUAUGAUUACUUCAAACAGUGGGGUGAUAUUGAUUAUGCGAGUAUACUUAAAGAUAAAAAUACAAGGGAAAACAAGGGAUUUGCAUAUGUGAAAUAUAUUAAGUUUUCCCAUGCAGCUGCUGCAUUUGAACAGUGCGAUCGAAAAUAUAAACCCGUGUUUGCGGAACCAAGAAAAGCUAAUACUUCCCGCAAUGAUGAGAGAAAUUAUUCAUCUUCGUCAUCUUAUGAUUCCUUCAAUAAGAACGGCCCACCACCGCCACCACCUGAUCAUUAUUCUAAUGAUGGUUAUAAUAAGUUAAUGGUGAUAGCAUCCCCUUCUGUUAAUCAGGAUCAACUGUGGAAACUGUUCGAUAUUAUACCAGGUAUGGAUUAUUGCCAACUUCGAUAUGAAGGUGAUCGCCUUCGUCCCACAAGAGCAAUCGCUGAGGUGGUAUAUGCUAACCCUCAGUGGGCAUCGCAUGCUAAAGAAAAACUACAUGGUUUUGAGUACCCUCCCGGUUAUCGUUUGAUCGUUAGACCAGAAUACGACAACUUAAGGUCAUCAUUCGGAGCUAAGCCGUCUACAGAUAAACAAAAACCAGACAUCUUACAGAUCGCCGAAACUAUCGCGCAAGCCUCCUCUCUCAUACAGGCUGCAGGCUUGUCACCUGAUCUGUUACAGCAAAAAUUGGGUUUUUCGGAUUUGUUACAACAAAAAUUGGGGUUGGCGUCUACGGGAAAAGAUAGUAGUAGUUACUGUAGCGUUAAGUUACCUGAUCCACAGCCAUUCGCUAAUAUCGAUGAUGAAACUGCAGCCAGAUGUUUCAUUGUUUGCACCCCCACGGCACUUCCAAGUGGCGUUUUGAAGGAUAUCUUUUGCCGUUUCGGCAAUUUGAUAGAUGUAUAUAUGCUGAAUAAUAGAAAUUGCGGUUAUGCAAAGUUUGCCUCAAAGGCUUCCGCUGAAGAUGCAAUUAAGACAUUGCACGGCGCUGAAAUUUGCGGCAACCGAAUCAAAGUUAUGGAAGCAGAGGAAAGGCCGGAUAGUAGCCGUAAAAGGCAGAGGGUCGAAUCGGAUAGUCCAUUUUAAUAAAUUAUACACUACAGACAUUAUAAUAAGGACUUAGACCAAGUAAAAUGUACCGUACGUUACGAUAAUUUGAACGUAUGACACAGAACCUGAACAUCUAACAGUACAAUACUCUGAACCUACAGUUACAUUUACGUACAUUCUGAAAUCAAGCUUUUUUAAUUGUUCUUAUGCUUUUUUAUGUUAAUUGACAUAAUUUUUAGUCGGUGAGUAUAGUAUACGAAUAAGUUUUUGUAAUAAAUGUUUCUAUGUGAUAAAUUGGUUUCAUUGCA
Messenger RNA from Anoplophora glabripennis (Asian longhorned beetle), 1808 nucleotides. RefSeq names its product RNA-binding protein 45. Bases 88 to 1536 code for a protein of 482 amino acids. The record is from RefSeq and is a predicted model, not a curated record. Gene Ontology annotation, molecular function: RNA binding. NCBI's taxonomy places the organism in Eukaryota, Metazoa, Arthropoda, Insecta, Coleoptera, Cerambycidae. The transcript is spliced from 9 exons.